AUGGAAGCACAUCGAAUAGAUCCAGAAAAACAAUCUUUAAUGAACAUAUUAGAAUCACUAGAUCUGGGUUCAUCUGAAAUUGAUGACAAAGAGUUCAAUAUUCCUAAAGUCAAUGAUAUUCCUACCGUAGAAAGUAUAUUAAAUGAUGAAGAUGUUUCUUUAUUAAGUGAAGAUGAUGUAACUGUCUGCCAGAGAAAAUUAAAAGUACCAUGGUAUGAUUCAGGAGCUGAUUCUGCUUCAUUAGGUAGCUCAAGUAGCAGUCAUAUGAACACAGAACAGUUAACAAAAUGUUUAAACUUAAAAUCCGAUCCUGGACGAAUUUUACGGCAUACAAUUCUGAAGCCUGUUUCUAAUCAAAUGCAUUCUUUUUGUGAACGUUUUGAUGCUGGACAACCUAGUGCUAUUAGGUUUUCACUUCUUAUUGCCAUUGGUACAAGCAAAGGUUUUAUAAUUUUAUUUGAUUCUUUACAAACAUUCCAAUGGUAUCAUGAAGCUGUAAACUGUGGUGCAGUAUCUGCAAUAGAUUUUAAUCACGAUUGUUCUCGAUUAAUUGUUGGAUACAUAAAUGGAACAAUAAUAGUGUUUGAUUCUUCUUCUACUACUUGUAAAACACUAAGGGUCAUGAAUGAUUCACAUACUCCGGGUACUACGGUGUUGCACAUAAAAUUCUCAGAUUUGCCAAAUUUAGCUAUUGUGAACAACAGUGCUGGUUCUGUGUUUGAGUUAAAUUUUAAAAGAAAUUUUGGAAUACGUAGUGUCGAAUCAAAAUGUUUAUUUUCUGGUGGCCGUGGAAAAGUGUGUUGUAUUGAACCAUUAUUAUUCAAUCAAUUAGCUAGUCAUCCUAUGAAUGGUUAUGUAAUAAUUGCAAUGGCUACUUUAUCUAAAGUAAUCAUUGUUACAAUUCGGCCAAAUACUGAACUACUGUUAUCAAAUAAUAUAACUUCAUCGCGUCCAUGUUUACCAUUACUAUCUUGGCAAUUUGUCAUUAUACAAUUUAAUAAAACAUCCAAUUCAAGCCAUAGAAUUAUGGACCCAGUAUUAGCUUUUACGCGAGAUGAUACGGUCUACUUUUAUCAGGUCAACAUCAAUGAUCAAGAUGGUUUAUGUUGUUGUAUUUUACAAAAAAUAAAAUUAUCAUACACAAUAUUAGCAUGCAGCUGGAUGAAUGCUCGCACUCUAUUGACUAUGGACUCAUCGGAUAAAGUUUAUCUUGUUGAUGUUCGUGUAGGAGACGAAAUGGAACAGUCAGAUCUUUUAAACAUUUCCUUGGUGUACACUUCUAACUACUAUAAUGGCACAGAUAGUCAACAUUUAGAUAAAUGUUGUUAUAGUUCAGUCCAUGGUUAUAAUAGUCAAUUAGUACUGUUAGGAAAGAAGAGAGUUCAUAUUAUUAGUAUUAGAAGCUGGAUUGAACGUCUUGAUAGUUUAACUGAUAAAAUGGUUUGGUUCAGAGAAAAUUGGUAUGAAGAAGUACUGAGACAACUUCGUCUUGGAUUAGCAAAAUGUUAUAAUAUUGCUUUUGACAGUCGAGGAUCUGUGGCAGACGCCCAAAUAACACCUCAUACAUUAAAUUUCAUUAAGAAAUUAGUAUCAACAUUUGGAAUUGGAAUAGAAUUAUUAGCAAGUAAUAUGGCUGCUAAUAGUGCUGCUAUAUCGACUAAAGGGUCAUUCCCAGGUUCAGGCUCUGAGAGUUUGGCUAAAAGGGCUCAGACAACAAUUCAAGAUCCGGUUUUCCAAAAAAUGAAACAACAAUUUUCUAUAGAUUUUGAUUUUACUUUGCCGGCAGCCAUGAAAUUACAUCAUAUGAUUUCAAAAAUGAAAAAGUGGAUAAAAAUAUUAGAGACUAAAAUUAGACUUUUACCAAAAUCCUUUUUGAUUGAAGAAAAAUGUAGAUUCCUUAGUAAUUUCAGUCUUCAAACUGCUGAAAUUGAAAUUCCUGGAGAAUUUUUACUUCCAAAGCAUUCGCAUUAUUAUGUGAAAAUUGCUCGUUUUAUGCCAAGAGUUCAAAUUGUUGAAAAGCAUAAUACGUCAGCCAGAAGAUUAGUUAUGCGCGGUCAUAAUGGUAAAUUAUAUUCUUAUUUGGUAAUGCAUGAUGCUGGUUUGGGAGAUACAAGACGUGAAGAACGAGUCUUACAAUUAUUAAGGAUGCUAAAUCAUUAUUUGACCAAACAAAAGGAAACUUCUCGCAGAUUUUUAUAUUAUACAGUACCCAGGGUAGUUGCUGUAUCUCCACAACAACGGCUUGUUGAAGAUAAUCCUUCAUCAUUAUCAUUACUUGAUAUUUUUAAAUCAAUGAGCACGUCUCAACCUUAUGAUGAUUGUAUUGAACAUUAUUAUCAACGCCUAGCUAAUAUUCAAAAUCAAGGAACUCAAGCAAAUAUUCAAAUGCUUUUGGAUGUAUUUUUAGAAGUACAACAAAAUUAUUGUCAAAGCCAUAUAUUGAAAAAUUGGGCAACUCUGACAUAUGCUUCACCUACAGAUUAUUGGACAUUUAGAAAAAUGCUUACACUUCAAUUAUCUUUAUCAUGUUUGGCUGAGUAUGUAUUACAUCUUACCAGGCUUAAUCCUGAUAUGAUGUAUAUACACCAAGACUCUGGGUUGCUCAAUGCGUCAUACUUCAAGUUUGAUGUAGAUGAUAAAAAAGGUGAACUAGUUUCCAAUCGGCCUGUUCCCUUUAGAUUAACUCCUAACUUUGUUGAAUUAAUGACUGAUAUCGGUAAAAAUGGCCCACUUACUGCGAGUAUUAUGGCAACAGCUCGUUGUUUUAAUCAACCUAACAACAAAGUUCAAGCUAUUCUUAGGGCUAUACUCAGAGACGAAAUGAUCACCUCUUAUAAAAAAAAAUUGGAAGAUGAACUUUCAACUGAUAGAGAUGAAAUAUCUGGUGACAUAAUCAUUAGCAUGGUUACAAAAGCAGUAAAUUCCAUAAUGCACAGACUAAAUAGUCUAGCAAAUUUUGAUGGUACUGAUAAUAAGGUAAGCACUAUUGUAAGUGCAGCAUCAUCAGUUGACAAUCUAUGCCGAAUGGAUCCAGCAUGGUACCCAUGGCUAUAAACAUUUUUAUGAAAAAUUUGUUUCUCAAAUAUUUAUAGAUCUCUUAGUUUACGUUUUCUAUUAAUUAAGUAAUCAGAAGAUUACUGUUCAACCUUUUCUAUUUUAUCAUUAUAUUUUUGUAUGCA
This is a messenger RNA of Acyrthosiphon pisum (pea aphid), 3179 nucleotides long. Its product is annotated as transformation/transcription domain-associated protein. The coding region runs from base 1 to 3054 and encodes 1017 amino acids. The record is from RefSeq and is a predicted model, not a curated record. Gene Ontology annotation, molecular function: protein binding. Gene Ontology annotation, cellular component: nucleus; NuA4 histone acetyltransferase complex; SAGA complex. NCBI's taxonomy places the organism in Eukaryota, Metazoa, Arthropoda, Insecta, Hemiptera, Aphididae. Gene Ontology annotation, biological process: regulation of DNA-templated transcription; DNA repair. The transcript has 17 exons.